Molecule: messenger RNA, 738 nt
Organism: Dermacentor silvarum
Lineage: Eukaryota; Metazoa; Arthropoda; Arachnida; Ixodida; Ixodidae
Exons: 4
Coding region: 24-671 (215 amino acids)
Source: RefSeq, a predicted model, not a curated record
AUCAAACCGCACAAAACCAAAUAAUGGCGGCGCAGUGGCAGGCUCAACAGCCGGCAGGAUGGAACGCCCUGCAGGAAGACCCCCGCGCGGUGCCCUACUACGAGGCGUACCCGGGUGCGCCGAUGCCCGACGCGUACUACCCCGCUGCGCCGACGCCCGGGACGCUGGCGGCGAACGAAUAUCGGAAGAAGCGUUCGGACGACUACGGCGUUGACUCGUGUUCCCUGAUCCUGUUGCGUGUGGGUGCCAUAGGGAUCAUGCUGUUAGUGUGUGGCCUGGUAGCCUUCGUCAUGGUGGCCGGGAUUGGCUGGAUCAAGAGCAGUGACGCAGAUACCACCACCGAAAGCACAACCACCACCUUCUCAACGGGCCAGUCUUUUGUCAUACAGAUAAGGCACCGUGCAAGUGAAAGCUUGCCUACUGUCGUCGGGACCGAACCGAGGACCGAACCGAGGACCGAACCCACGGAGGAUUCGCGGGAAAUCUACUCGGAAGAACCGAUCGCCGUCUUGGGGAAUAAGACCCUGUCUUUCCAUGGAAACAAGAAGGCGGUGUACCGUGACGAAGUACUUCCAAACGUCCCACUGAAGCGUGCCCCUCGGCGUCCACGAAAGCUUCAUCGCAAUGCCGCUACGGCUCGAAGAAACAGAACCAGCACGACGCUGGAAUGAUCGGACUCUCAACAACGCAUGACCAAAUGCAUGCAUAAAUUGCGAGUGUGUUGCGUGGUAAUAAAAG